UUAUUGAAACUUUACUCAUAACACAUAACCUUAAAUAUGUUUUAAAUGUCAAAAUAACCCGCUAAAUGAAACAUUAUCGAGAGAAAAAAUGGUUUUCGUUAUAAAAAUGCCAAAUGAUCCAGAAUCAAAUUGGGCAAUAAUCGAAUUACAAGGAGAUUUAAAAUCUGAUUCGGAAACAAGUUUUAAUAAUAAAUUUAUAGGCGAUCUUCAUUUUACAAAGACUGGAACACCGUUACUAAUUAUUGGUCAUCACAUUCUAUAUGGAAAUGAAUCCACAAUGGAGAAACCCUUAGCAGUAAUGGAAAAAGUUAAGUUAAUGGAUAAUGAAUCUAUUGAAUAUGUAAUUAAAAAAAUUAUUACUAAAAAAAUUAUUUUUAAAACACGUCCAAAACCUAUUGUUAGUUUAUAAAUUAUUUUCAUAUAAAUAAAUGUUACUUGUAAAAAUACUUAUUUUUUAUUAUCACAUUGUAAGAAACAUUAUAAGAAAUUACAUGUUUCAAGAAACAAAAAAAUAAAAGUUGCUAACAUUCA
Messenger RNA from Onthophagus taurus, 531 nucleotides. RefSeq names its product chromosome transmission fidelity protein 8 homolog. NCBI's taxonomy places the organism in Eukaryota, Metazoa, Arthropoda, Insecta, Coleoptera, Scarabaeidae. Gene Ontology annotation, cellular component: Ctf18 RFC-like complex. Gene Ontology annotation, biological process: mitotic sister chromatid cohesion. The record is from RefSeq and is a predicted model, not a curated record.